Messenger RNA from Spirodela intermedia, 5453 nucleotides. NCBI's taxonomy places the organism in Eukaryota, Viridiplantae, Streptophyta, Magnoliopsida, Alismatales, Araceae. The record is from the annotation of a GenBank genome assembly.
AUGAGGUUCGCAGUGAAAGCAACCUCCGGCGGGGGGAACGGAAAGGCUAGAGCGGGAGUCCUGCAAGGCUGGGGGAGCUUCCAGCAUUCUGUGGAGACGCCCGCCCUCCUCCUCUCAACGAGGAAGGGGCUGCCCUCCUUCAUCACUCCUGACCUCCUCCAGGCUCUACCGCUCCCGGACUCGCGCCUCCUUCACGUCAGCCCUCUCCACUUGUGAGUCCAUCGCGUGUCCUCCUCAUGGUCCGUGCUGUAGUUUAUACACGACCGUCGGAUGUUCGUCGGAUUCGAGGGCCUGAGAGAAAAUUCCAGAGUGAAAUCUACAGCCACACCUACAUACUUAGUGGCGUAGUUCCCAAUGGACAGCUCUCCUCAAUCACUCUCUCUCUCUCUGUUUCUAGCGCGAAUCUCGCGAAAACAAAAUCAGAGAGUUGGCAGAGUUUUUCAAGAAAAUCCACGCCGAUUCUGAGUUCUUCAUCCUAAAAAAAAUCGUCCGCAAAAAUAGUUUCUAUCUUUCCUUAUGAUUCGUUUCUUGUGGUUUGCAGCAUGGAAUGCCCUUCAUCAAGAACCAUUUCGAGCAUGGGGGGGCUGCGUCAGAUGCUUGGGUUGCCUGAGCAUCUCUUCGUCUCCGUAGGUAGAGAUUCUAUCGAUUCUCUUCCUGUGAUCGAAGGUACAAACAAGCUUGGAGCGUCGUUUGAGACACCCAGUGGUCGCCUAUUGGUACUCCUAUCAUCUCUACCCUGUCCUUGAUAGACAAUUAUUUUCGGCGGAUGUUCCUAUUACUCUGAUCCUUUGGAGAUAAAUUCCUCAUCGCUUUCAUGUUGUCUUCCGAUGAAGGUAAGACCAGAAAAAUACAUGGAGAUUAUUUCUUCGUUGAAGCCAAAUCUUUGGGCCACUCUGGCAGAUGAGGUGCCUGCCUGGGCUGUUGAGAAGCGGAAUAAAGCUUCAGUGGAAAGAACAAUUCGUUGGCUCGAUGAGUGCAUUGCCCUAGACCUGGUCUGUUCAUCUAUUUAUCUAUCUAUCUAUCUAUCUAUCUAUCUAUCUAUCUAUCUAUCUAUCUAUCUAUCUAUCUAUCUAUCUAUCUAUCUAUCUAUCUAUCUAUCUAUCUAUCUAUCUAUCUAUCUAUCUCUCUAUCUAUGUAUCUAUCUAUCUAUCUAUCUAUCUACCUAUCUAUCUAUCUACCUAUCUAUCUAUCUACCUAUCUAUCUAGUGUGGAAAUUAUGUGUAUGGCAAUUCUCUUUACUGUUUUCUUGAGUUAGUGCUAGUUUGACUAUCACUCCCUCCUCUUCACAAUCUCAUAUCAUUAACCUAAAAUAAUCUUGUUUUAAUGUUUUCCAUUUCAUUGAUGACCGAAAGCAUUAAAGCUAGAGUCAGUUUGGAUGCCGUAUCUAGCCUGUUUUGAUAUUGUGAUUCUGGGAAAUAUCCACAUGAUCUUGUGAAUUUCCUAUUUUUUCCUUUGUUUUUAGCUCGCGAUUUGUGAAUUCCUAUACUCCUGUCAUCGUAUCAGGAUGAUCUUUUAGAGCCCAUCCCAUGAUUUUUUCCAACAGCUGUUCUACCUGAUGCCCACUGCUCUCCCGAGCGGUGCAAGAUGCCUUCUCAAGGCAACGUUCUGAAACCAUAUCCAUCUUAUGAAAUUCAGUCAGGUGGAGAGGCGAUCUUGGGAGCAGUUGUUGGAGGAUCCAGUUUAGAAGAACGCAGUCGGUGUGCUAAAGAAGUGGCGAAAAGAAAUGUCUCAGGUUAUUUAUCAGGAUUCUUAGGACCAUGCUGGGCAUUUUCUGAUCAAUUGCAUGGUCUUUUUAUUUUCUAUGGAAUAAAACUCAUGAUAUUUAUUUCUGAUGUCUGUAGAUAAAUACUUUUUGCCUUUUUUAAAUUUUACCUUUGGUCAUAAUGUACUUGGAAUAUAGUCCUUAUGCUACUUCGGUCACAGAUCAGUGGGCUUCUCCACUUAUUGCGGUGAAAGAGAGGGAGAACAAUUUGAUGAGGCUUGUGGGUUUGUUUCCCUGUGAGCAAACGACUGAAAACUGGGUUCACGUUUGAUCUGUGAACUGCACUUGUUAUCUUGGUCAGAAUUAGUAAAUCAAGUAUUAUUAUUUUUAAUCUGUCAUUUAUUUAGUUAUUUUUGUUGACCUAUGAGAUGAGGAACACUUGAUCUAAUAUUGAAGCUACAAUCCUCGGCAGCCUAGUCCGAAGUAAUACUAUCUUUCUCUCUCUCUCUUUCUCUCUCUCUCUCUUUCUGUCUCCCUCGCUCCCUCCCCUCCAGCACUGGGUGGUAGCUCUGCCUCUAGCCGUGAUCAAUUAAUUUGGUCAACAAAAAAAUCAGCCAGAGGGGGAAGAGGGGAGCCCCUCUCUCUCUCACCUCUCUCUCUCUCCCUCUCUGUGUGUGUGUGUGUCUCUCUCUCCCCCUCUCUCCCUCUCUCCCUCUCUCUCUCUCUCACUCACUCUCCUCGUCAACAGAUAUCGUUUUGGAUCCAAGGGAGCAUUUGAUUUAUCUGUCUGUUAUAAUUGAUCUUCUACCACGAACUUUGAUUCAGGUUAUUGGAUUGGAGGCUUUGGUCUUGGAGAAAGCAUGGAAGAGCGUCCUGCUCUCCUUAAUGCAGUUGUGGUAGGACUUCUAAACUAUGAGACUACCUGAUGGCGCAUUGAUCUCCUCAUCCUGCUUAAAAUGACGUACAUCAUCAGCUGAAUUAAUAAAUAUCUUGAAGUUUCAUAGGAAAGAAGAUGAGGAGAUGGGAUCAUUCUGAACUGCUCUUCCUAAAAAUGAAAAAAAAAACAAUCACAUCAACAUAAUUUUUUUCUGUUAACCUAGUCGAAUUAAUGGAGGGUUUUAAUAGGCCAUUAAGAUGCUGAUUAUUCUCAACUGCUGUCUCAGUUCAUCUGAAAAAAAAUACUUUCCAAGAUCAGAAUAUAUUACCUAAAUCUGUUCACUAAAUUCAAGGAAACAUUGAGUAAUUUCGAAUUAUGUGAAGAACACUGAACUGAUUUUUUUUCCUUGCAUUAACCUAGAAAUGGGAUAUAUGAAAAUAUACUGGCGUCUAUUAUAAUUUCUCCUAUUUAACAUAUGUGAUUUUGGCGGACUAAUUGUUUCCUGCUUGUCCUUAACUAGAAACACAAUGUGAUUCCAAACAACUAUAUUAAUAUUGAAUCUAAACGAAAAAUAAACUGUACUAAAUCUCGAAGCUAAAUUUUCAGGAUAAUUUGCCGGAGGAGAAACUGCGGUAUGUUUCUGGACUUGGUCUCCCAGGUAAAGUUACCAUGAUCAGCGUUUGCAGACACCAAUUAAGGUGCUUUUUCCUUCUUUUUUGUGUGCCCGUUUCGUCAGAUUCUACAAAGAACUGUUCUAGUUGAUUAGAUUUUUUUUUUCCUUGAAAUAUAUCUACCAAUGAACCAACUUUAUUAGAUCAAUCAACCCACCCAUACCAUUCCAUGGCUAUCUAAAACAGUAACCUGCAUCAUCAUGAUAAAUAAAUGAUAUUUUAAUCUCUCUUCCUCUUUUUCAGAGGAAAUCUUGGAGGGUGUGGCUGCAGGGAUUGAUCUUUUUGACUCCACGUAUGUAUUGUUCUUCUAAAUUUUCCUCGUUCUUGUCACUUUCCAUGAUUUUCAGAUCCCGGGUUGAAUUUUGGCCCCAUUUUCAGGUAUAUUUACCAUCUUACACUUGGAGGGCUUGCUCUCGUCUUCCCCCUCGACACCGUUGACAAAUCUCGGAGAAGCCCUUUUGACUUCCCGCCGAGCAGUGCAGUCAACGACGGCACAAAGAUAAAUCUAAGUUCUACAAUUUACAGGUCUGUAUGUUUUUUCUUCAUCUUCGAGGACUGGGUUGGCUGGCGUCAGCAGUUGUCAGCCUGGCCGGCUGAUCCGAUUCCGGCUACCAUGUCUCCACCGAGUAAGUUUUUUUGCUUCAGGAAGGACAAGUCUCCGAUCUUGGAGGGCUGUGGCUGCUUCACCUGUCGGAACCACACACGGGCCUACCUUAAUCAUCUUCUCAAUGUCCACGAGAUGCUGGCCCAGAUCCUCCUUGAGAUGUAAGGACGUGAAUUCUCUCUCUCUCUCACUCUCUAUCUCUCUCUCUCUCACACACACACACACACACACUCUCUGUGUCUGUCUGUCUGUCUGUCUCUCUCUCUCUCUCCCUCUCUCUCUCUCUUUCUCACUCUCUUUCCCUCUCACUCUCUCUGUCUCUCUCCCUCUCUCUCUCUCUUUCUCACUCUCUUUGCCUCUCUCCCUCUCUCUCUCUUUCUCACUCUCUCUCCCUCUCUUUCUCACUCUCUCUCUCCCUCUCUUUCUUACUCUCUCUUUCCCUCUCAUUCUCUCUGUCUCUCUCCCUCUCUCUCUCUCUUUCUCACUCUCUCUUUCCCUCUCACUCUCUCUGUCUCUCUCCCUCUCUCUCUCUUUCUCACUCUCUUUGCCUCUCUCCUCUCUCUCUCUCUCCCUCUCUUUUCUUUCUCUCUCUCCUCUCUUUCCCUCUCUUUCUCCUCUCUCUUUCCCUCUCACUCUCUUUGUCUCUCUCCCUCUCUCUCUCUUUCUCCUCUCUCACUCUCUCUCCCUCUCUUUCUUACUCUCUCUGUCUCUCUCCCUCUCUCUCUCUCUUUCUCACUCUCUCUUUCCCUCUCACUCUCUGUCUCUCUCCCUCUCUCUCUCUCUCUUUCUCACUCUCUCUGUCUCUCUCCCUCUCUCUCUCUCUUUCUAACUCUCUCUUUCCCUCUCACUCUCUCUGUCUCUCUCACUUUCUGUCUUUGUCUGUCUCUUUCUCUCUUUCCCUCUCAUUCUCUCUGUCUCCCUCCCUCUCUCUCUCUCUUUCUCACUCUCUCUCUCCCUCUCUUUCCCUCUCCCUCUCUUUCUCUCUCUCACUCUCUCUCUCUCUUUCUCACUCUCUCUCUCCCUCUCUUUCUCUCUCUCACUCUCUCUCUCUCUUUCUCACUCUCUCUCUCCCUCUCUUUCUCUCUCUCACUCUCUCUCUCUCACUUUCUGUCUGUCUCUUUCUCUCUCUCUCUCUCUCGCUCUGUCUCUCUCCCUCUCUGUCUCUCUCCCCCCCUCUCUCUCUCUCUCUGUCUGUCUCUCUCCCUUUCUCUCUCUUUCUCACUCUUUCUCUCUCUCCCUUUCUCUCUCUUUCUCACUCUUUCUCUCUCUCCCUCUCACUCUCUUUCUCUCUCUCUCUCUCUCUCUGUCUGUCUCUCCCUUUCUCUCUCUUUCUCACUCUUUCUCCCUCUCCCUCUCACUCUCUUUCUCUCUCUCACUCUCUUCCACUCUCUCUCUCUCUCUCGCACUCUCUCGCAUUCCCUCUCUCUCUUUCUAUGAUCUGGGCAUCUUCUGUGUGGAUGCAGACACAAUACUCACCACUACCUUGGCUUCUUCCGCUCGAUAAGGAGAGCGAUUGGGUGCGGGACGUUUGAUAUGUUCCGGCAGAGCUUCAUCGAAAGCAGGCGGGAGCUUUUUGUCUCUUCCAUGACGUGUUCAUGA